AUGUGCCACCUUCUUGAGCGUAUUGAACACAAGGCUUGCUGGGCAGUCAAAGAAAUGAACAUGCAACCUCAACUUUGUGCUGAGGAAAGGAAACUCCAACUGCAGGAGUUGGAAGAAAUCAGACUGGAAUUGUACGAUGCAGCCACGUGGUAUAAGGAAAAAACUAAGUUGUGGCAUGACAAGAACCUGCGGGUGAAGGAGUUGCAAGACAAACAAAGAGUUCUGUUGUUCCAAUCAAGACUGAAAUUGAUACCUGGGAAGUUGAAAUCGAAGGUGCGCACCAUCAUUGCCCUAAGAGUGAAUGGAGCAGUGGAGCUUCACGGAAGUGGCCCAAACUCUGAUCCUUUUCUGGUAAAUGGUCACCGUGUGAAACCUUUUAGGGAUAACGCGGAGGUGCGCAUAGUGGAAGAAAUUCCAAUGCGCACACCUGGUGUUCUCGCCUAA
Messenger RNA from Salvia splendens (bonfire salvia), 444 nucleotides. RefSeq lists its product as uncharacterized. Bases 1 to 444 code for a protein of 147 amino acids. Lineage: Eukaryota; Viridiplantae; Streptophyta; Magnoliopsida; Lamiales; Lamiaceae. The record is from RefSeq and is a predicted model, not a curated record. The transcript has a single exon.